UUACAAAUUUCUUAUCAGUAGAUUGGAAGGAGAGCGCUGCAGGGAUCGGUGAGCUAAUAUCGGCAGCGAUCGCCAACUCGCUGGAGAUGCACCGAUCUAGAAUCACGUUCUCGUCAGCGAUUGCGGCGCGUGCGGCGAGGGAUUCAGACGAAGAGGAGGAGCCUGGCGAGGUUAUUGAAUCGGCGCCCCCUCUCCAAGUCGGGGAGGAGCGGGAGAUUAACGCUUUCCUCAAGAAGAAGCUACUUAAGCCCGGUUCCGGCUGGGAAACCCCUGUAUUCGACGACGAAGUCACUGUUCAGUACGAGGGAUUAUUGCUCGAUGGAACGAACUCCGAUUCCAGCAAGGAUAAAGGGCAGCUUCUCACUUAUAGGCUGGGGCAAGACGAGGUGGCCUCUGGAUUAGAUCAGGGAAUACUUACAAUGAAAAAGGGGGAAAUGGCUUUGUUCACGUUGCCUUCUUCUGUGAGAUAUGUGAAUCCUGGCGCUCAAAGUGUCUCCUCUAUUUCUAUUUGCCAGUUUAAAGUUGAACUAGUAUCAUGGUUAACAGUUGUUGACAUAUGUAAGGAUCGUGGAAUAAUUAAGAAGGUUUUGUCAAGCGGGGAUGACAUGCAAACCGGUGAUUUGGACGAAGUUAAAGUAAAAUAUGAGUUGAGGUUGCUUGAUGGAACAGUUGUCGCAAAAACUCCCGAAGGUGGCUUGCAGUUUUAUGUCAGUCAAGAACAUUUAUGCCAAGCGCUACCUAGAGUCUUGAAGACUAUGAAGAAAGGAGAGAAAGCUACAGUAACCGUCCAACCACGGUAUGCUUUUGGAGAGAAUGGGAGAGAAGCUGAAAAUGGAUUUCCUGCUAUACCUACCAAUUCUGAAUUGAUAAUUGAUCUUGAGCUUCUAUCCCUAAACCCUGUUCUUGAUGUUACUGGUGAUUUGAAGGUUUUGAAGAAGAUUUUGAAAGUGGGAGAAGGUAUUCGUAAACCUAAUGAUGGGGAGGUUGUCUGGGUUCGGUAUACUGCCAUGUUGGAAGAUGGAAAAAUUUUCGAGAGGAAGGGGUUUGACGAGGUUCCCUUUGAAUUUGUUAUAGAUGAAGAGCAAGUCAUUUCUGGUCUAGAUCGAGCAGUAGCAACGAUGUUGAGGGGUGAAUUGUCACAAGUGACAAUAAAACCAGAAUAUGGUUUUAGAAAUGAAGUCAAGCAAGGUGAUAUGCUCGUUCCUGCAGGAUCAACUUUAUUGUAUGAAGUGGAGCUGGUAGACUUUACAAAGGAAAAGGAAACAUGUGAAAUGACUGGCCAUGAAAAGAUUGAAUUUGCCGAGAGGAUGAAAAAAGUGGGCAAUGAUCUGUAUAAGAUUGGGAAAUUUCAGCGAGCUGCAAAAAAGUAUGACAAGGCCAUAGACUUUGUUAACGAAGUUGAGUCAUUUGAGAGUGGUGAAGAGAAGCUAGUUAAAACUUUGAGAGUUUCCUGCUGGUUAAAUCAUGCCGCAUGCAGCCUUAAAUUAAAUGACUUUCAUGGAGCGAUCAUGCAAUGUUCCAAGGUACUUGACAUUGAAUUCUGCAACGUGAAAGCUUUAUAUAGGAGGGCUCAGGCACAUAUAGAAGCUGCUGACUUGGACUUGGCUAAAUUGGAUAUUCAGAAAGCCCUAGAAUCUGAUCCAGAGAAUAGGGAGGUGAUAUCACUCCAAAAAAUACUUAAGCAACGUCAGUUAGAGAACAAUAAAAGAGAUGCUAAGAUUUUUGCUAACAUGUUUGAACGGAUGCGAAAGGAUACUGAUGUGGCACCUAAG
Messenger RNA from Dendrobium catenatum, 1772 nucleotides. RefSeq names its product 70 kDa peptidyl-prolyl isomerase. Gene Ontology annotation, molecular function: peptidyl-prolyl cis-trans isomerase activity; protein binding. NCBI's taxonomy places the organism in Eukaryota, Viridiplantae, Streptophyta, Magnoliopsida, Asparagales, Orchidaceae. The record is from RefSeq and is a predicted model, not a curated record.